Molecule: messenger RNA, 909 nt
Organism: Darwinula stevensoni
Lineage: Eukaryota; Metazoa; Arthropoda; Ostracoda; Podocopida; Darwinulidae
Source: the annotation of a GenBank genome assembly
AUGGCUGUGACCCUGUGGGCGAAGUUUCGACCUACUGCUGCUCUCCUCCUCGCCUGCGGCUCCUUCCCCUUCAGCGGGAUCUUCGAGAGCCCGCGGCCGACAUUCCGCGUCUGCACCAUCCCUUUCCUCUACUCCCUCAUGGUUUCCUGCCUUUCCUUCUUCAUCAGCCUGGAAGUGAUCCAGAGGCAGGCGAAUCGCUUCUCGAUCCAAGAAAACAAGGAGCAGGAGGGAAUGAGCCCUUUCCAAUCUGUUGUGCACGGCAUUCUCAUCAUGAAUUUACAUCUCUUGUCUCUGUUCUACCAGUUCUAUUCCCUCAUAUUCGGUCGCAGCAUUGCGAGUCUCUUUCGUCGCUUUGAAAAGACCUUUGGGCACUGCUCCAGCAAUAUCCCCCGUUGGAUUCCCUUCAUUGCGAUCAUCAUCAUCGCACUGAUCUAUCUCUUGAGAUUCUACUUAUUGAACAACAUGAGACUGAGCCUCCUCCUGGAGUACAAGUUCUACUACGAAGCCGUGAUCGGUUUCAACAGCGCGAGCAUCACGGUUUUGACCCUGGCCUUCUGCCUGGAAUUAGCUCAUACCCUACACGAGAUCCGCACUGACUCAGAUUCCAUACUCAUCCAGACGAAAUACGCCGACGUAUGGAUGCUGGCCGGCCAAUUGGGCAACGCAUUGACUUACCCGAUCCUGGUCUCCCUACUCAACAACAUCCUCAUGGUCUUCGCCGAGCUCUACAACAUUUCCUCCAUGAUACGCUCGGUAUCCAGCUGCAAAUCGAUCGAUGCCAUGGAGUUCUACAAGUCGGGUUUGAACCUUCUUCAGCAGCUCGUCCGACUCCUUCUCCUCACCUUCGGCCCAUAUUACAUCGAGGAAAAGGCGCGUGAUGGCGAUCGUUUGUUUCUGGAGGUGGCGUGA